Molecule: messenger RNA, 537 nt
Organism: Fusarium graminearum PH-1
Lineage: Eukaryota; Fungi; Ascomycota; Sordariomycetes; Hypocreales; Nectriaceae
Exons: 4
Coding region: 1-537 (178 amino acids)
Source: RefSeq, a predicted model, not a curated record
AUGGGUUGUUCCGGCUCCAAGAGUGCCCUGUCAGCCAACAACUCGCAUGGGGCCUCGAUCGCUGCAGUCGAGUUAUCCAUUGCUCUUGGCGACACCUUUAGUGAGAUAAACCUUCAGGGCAACGUGAAAGAACAACUUCGGGAACUGUUGCAGCGGCUUGACCACGAGGCAUCAAACUCUCAAGCUGAAGUUCAGCUGAUAUCCGCAGCAUGGAAGUGUGCUCGCGGAACGUAUAAUCUCGGUGGAACCAUCGCAAAUACUAGUUACUGCACAUUUCGUCGUGAAGAAACACUGCGAGGAUCCUAUGAUGGUACUGUCAAAGUCAUCACGUCAACUGUCAUUGAAAAGACUCCCGAAGAUGUCGGGGAAAGCGACCUGUUGCCAGUUCUGGUACUUGCGAUACGUGGGAGUGCCAGUAAGAUGGACCAUAUCGUCAAUGCCAAUUCUCGACCACGAUCCACCAGAGGGUUCAUUUUGUAUUUCACCAACAGUUAUAGCAACGCGCUGAGGAUCUGGGAGCACAUUCCGGCUUUCUAA